This is a messenger RNA of Diabrotica virgifera virgifera (western corn rootworm), 1626 nucleotides long. Its product is annotated as piggyBac transposable element-derived protein 4-like. Bases 213 to 1451 code for a protein of 412 amino acids. The transcript is spliced from 2 exons. The record is from RefSeq and is a predicted model, not a curated record. Lineage: Eukaryota; Metazoa; Arthropoda; Insecta; Coleoptera; Chrysomelidae.
ACUCAGUUUCAGAUCAAGGAAACUUUGUCCGCAUUUUAUUAAAGGUCACUUCUAUUCAUAGGUGGCGUCGCGGCUCGGUGAAUCAUGUGGUUAGGUUUGCAGAGCUAUUCAUAGGUGGCGUCGCAGAUCAGUUACUCACAUAGUUAGGUUUUCAAAGGUGUUGUCGUUUCAAACGGUUUAGUGUGAUUAUAAGUUUAAUUAUUUGUAUAAUAAUGGCUGAUUUAAAUAACGCUGGACCUUCAGGCGUAAAAAGACGUAAGACCGUGAAAGUGAGAAAUGAAAAAAAUCUGAGUGUUGAGGAAUUGAUGCAGUUUUUAUAUAAUUCAGACUCAGAUGAAGAUUAUGAAGACUCUGAUGUAGAUAACUUUGAAAUUGAAAAUGUUUCGGAAGACUCUUCUGGAAGUGAUACUGAGGAUGAUGUACUACAGAACGAGUUAAAUAAUACCGUUGCAGAUAAUCCUGACGUACAGAUUACAGACAAUGAAUGGACCGAAACAACUAGCGGUAUGAAACAAAUUCCAUUUACAAAAAGAAGUGGAUUGUUAGUCGAUAGUCCUGGUGAUAGUGCGUACGAUUGGUUUAGGCUGUUGUUUGACGAUGAACUUUUAAAUAUGAUUGUCUUACAAACUAACAGUUAUGCAGUUGAAGUUCUUUCUACCAGCAAAGGAUGUGACCGUUCAAGGAUUUCCCUAUGGAAGGAAUUAACAAUAUCGGAAUUGCUAAUAUUUAUUGGAUUAACCUUCCAUACAGGAACAAUCCAAUUGCCUAGCAUACAAGACUACUGGAAGAAAAAUAGAUUAUUUUCGACUUGUUUUUCUUCAUACAUGAGUAGAGACCGCUAUUUGCUUAUAAUGCGAUGCCUUCAUUUUGCCGAAAAUGUAAAAGAAAAUGAACCAGUUCCAGUAGAUCGACUAUGUAAGGUAAGACCCUUGCUAGAUCAUUUUAAUAACAAAAUGAAGACGGUAUACUAUCCAGGAAAGUAUUUAUCUCUAGACGAAUCUAUGAUCUUGUGGAAAGGAAAACUGGUAUUCAAGCAAUAUCUCCCUAAGAAACGACAUAAGUAUGGAGUAAAGCUUUAUAUGCUGACAGAAGCCGAUUCAACAAUUUUGGAUAUCCAUAUAUAUGCUGGUGCAGGUGAUGCAACUGCUGGUAAGUCUCAUACAGAAAGAGUGGUGCUACACCUAAUGCGUAAUUUUUUCGACCAUGGACAUUCGCUUCAUAUGGACAACUAUUACAAUAGUUAUAACUUGGCCAAAUUACUACUGGAUAAAAAUAGUUUUUGUACAGGCACUCUGAGAAAAGAUAGGAAAGGCUGUCCAAAAAACGUCGUAGACGCAAAGUUAAAAAAAGGCCAGACCAAAAGUAUGUACCUCAACAACGUAAUGGUUGGAAAAUGCGAGACAAAAGAGAUAUCAUUUACAUUUCAACUGAAUAUAAAAAUGAGAUGGUAACCGUAAGAAAUAGACGAGGGGAUGAGAAAAUUAAACCACUGCCAAUCAUUCAAUAUAAUAAAUAUAUGGGCGGAGUAGAUCUUCAAGACCAAAUGUCUUCUUAUUAUCCGCCGACACGCAAAACUUUACGUUGGUACAAAAAAAUUGGCAUACAUCUGUUUCAGCUAUAUUUGCA